This is a messenger RNA of Platichthys flesus (European flounder), 6295 nucleotides long. RefSeq names its product Rho GTPase activating protein 44a (gene arhgap44a). Gene Ontology annotation, biological process: regulation of actin cytoskeleton organization; positive regulation of GTPase activity; modification of dendritic spine. The transcript is spliced from 22 exons. Lineage: Eukaryota; Metazoa; Chordata; Actinopteri; Pleuronectiformes; Pleuronectidae. The coding region runs from base 339 to 3302 and encodes 987 amino acids. The record is from RefSeq and is a predicted model, not a curated record. Gene Ontology annotation, cellular component: presynaptic active zone; postsynaptic density; dendritic spine. Gene Ontology annotation, molecular function: GTPase activator activity; protein binding.
UUUACUACAUUUCCCAGUUUGCAGCAGUGCGCAGCCGCGGGGCUGCUCGUCGCUGCUGUCGCUCCCUGCCUGUGCGUGUCCGCGGCGAAGGGGCUCCAGCAUCACUGCGCAGGCGAUGGAGCGAAUGUAGAGAAAAUAUCAUCUGGAGAAAAAAAAAGGAAAAAACUUACUAGUAAUCGCGGGACAAGUUUUUCUGCGUCGGCACUUUGCGAUGAGGGAAGGACGAUGUGACGGCGUGGAUUCUGUUUUGCGCCGCUGUGGAGCACGGACCGUCACACUGAGAGAAAUAAUAAUGCGGAAUAUUUCCCCCAUGUAGGUGUUAACGCAGAAAAUACAAGAUGAAGAAGCAGUUCAAUCGGAUGCGACAGCUCGCCAACCAGACGGUGGGGAGGGCAGAAAAAACAGAGGUGUUGAGCGAGGACCUUCUGCAGGUGGAGAAGCGUCUGGAUCUGGUCAAGCAGGUGACACACAGCACUCACAAGAAGCUCACUGCCUGCCUGCAGGGUCAGCAGGGCACUGACGUGGAGAAGAGGUCCGUCAAGUCCCCGUCUAAGAAACUACCACUGACGAUCCUGGCACAGUGUUUGGUAGAGGGGGCUGCAGUGUUGGGAGAUGACUCUCUCCUGGGGAAGAUGCUGAAGAUGUGUGGGGAGACCGAGGAGAAGUUGGCCCUGGAGCUCAUCCAGUUUGAGUUCCAGAUAGAGAGAGACGUGGUGGAGCCUCUCUACGUGCUCGCAGAGGUGGACAUCCCCAACAUCCAGAAACAGAGGAAGCACUUAGCGAAACUCGUCUUGGACAUGGACUCCUCACGGACAAGAUUUCACCAGUCCUCCAAGUCGUCCAGUCACCCGAGCACGCUGCAGCCAGGCGCCAAGGCCGAGUCCCUCAGAGAGGAGAUGGAAGAGGCAGCCAAUCGGAUGGAGAUUUGCAGGGAUCAGCUGUCUGCAGAUAUGUACAAUUUUGUGGCCAAAGAAAUAGACUAUGCAAAUUAUUUCCAGACACUGAUAGAAACACAGGCAGAAUAUCACAGGAAGUCAUUAGAAAUUCUUCACAGCAUCCUGCCCCAGAUUAAAGCUCACCAAGAGGCGUGGGUGGAGAAGCCGUCUUACGGCAAGUCUCUGGAGGAUCACCUGAACAUUAGUGGUAGAGAGAUUGCCUUCCCCAUCGAAGCCUGUGUCACCAUGUUGCUGGAGUGUGGCAUGCAAGAGGAGGGCCUCUUCAGAGUGGCUCCGUCAAACUCCAAGCUGAAGAAGCUGAAAGCCUCGCUGGACUGUGGAGUUCUGGAUGUGCAGGAGUACUCGUGUGACCCGCACGCCAUCGCAGGGGCUCUGAAGUCCUACCUCCGUGAGCUCCCCGAGCCACUGAUGACCACUGAACUUUAUGAUGAAUGGAUUCAGGCGUCCAACAUUCAAGAUAUGGACAAGAGGCUCCAAGCAUUAAAUGCAGCGUGCGAGAAACUCCCCACAGACAACUCGAACAAUUUCAGAUAUCUAGUGAAAUUCUUAGCCAAGCUGAGUGAGUAUCAAGACUCGAACAAGAUGACUCCCGGUAACAUGGCGAUCGUCCUCGGCCCUAACCUGCUGUGGACACACACCGAACCAAACAUCACGGAGAUGAUGACCACCGUGUCCCUGCAGAUUGUUGGCAUCAUUGAGCCCAUUAUCCAGCAUGCUGACUGGUUCUUCCCUGGAGAGAUUGAAUUCAACCUGACCGGCUGCUACGGCAGCCCCAUCCACACCAACCACAACUCCAACUACAGCUCCAUGCCCUCACCGGACAUGGAGCAGUCGGAGCGCAAGCAGCAGCACGACCAGAGCCGACGCCCACUGAGCGUCGCCACUGACAACAUGAUGCUGGAAUUUUACAAGAAGGACGGCAUUAGGAAGAUACAAAGCAUGGGCGUCCGGGUCAUGGAUACCUCCUGGGUGUCGCGUAAGGGUUCAUCCACGCUGACGCGCAAGACCUCCUCCACGCCUCCCGGCUUACAAGGGCCCGGCUCCCCCGCAGACACACUCAUCCCCGAGCAGCCCGGCGAGCUCACCACCUCCCCGUCCGCGACACCGCCCCCUGCAGAAAGGUUCUGCUCAGACAACGUGUCGCCCAAUCGGCCGGACACCUCUCAUGCCCACCCACCCCCAGGGGAGGACCGGCCGCCCCCCCCUUACCCCAUCUCCUCGUGCCACUCUCUCCCCCACCACUUCUAUCCCAAACCCCCGCCCUGCGCUCGCCCCGUGGCACCGGGUCCAGAGUCCCAGCCCCCCGCCUCACCCCCGCCCCCGAUGCGCUGGUCUGGCUUCACGCCCCCUGCCCCGCCCCCCUCCUCCUCCUCGUCCUCCUCCUCCUCGUCACUUGACAUCAAUUCGAACCCCAAACCCAGCUGCCUGCAUUUCCCCAAGCACAGUCCGCCUGGCGACAUGUCGCAUGCACCCCCGCCAGAUGCUAAUGCCUCACCACUCUACAUCAAAGCCCCCUUGGCACUAACUCGCCACGACCAGUCCUUUGGCAACCCCCCUAGCCUCCCUUCGUCCGCACCCCCGCCCCCGCCGUGGGCUGCCUGUCCAUGUGUCCGAGAGAGAGGACCCCCCAGGCUGACUAGUUCAUUGAAGAGUAAAGAGCUCUCCCCUGUAACUGGACACAAAGGCAUCCAGGUGGCAGGUCCAACAGUCCCUCCCAGCAGCAGCAGCCCGCAGAGCAGCAGCCAGUCCCCCCACUCCACGGAGCACAGUCCCCACACCCUGCACAAAGGUUCCAAGAAGUUGGCCCCUGUCCCUCCCAAGGUCCCUUACGGCCAGUCAGGCGGGAUGUCCGACCAGUCCACAGGUCAGCCGUCACCGGUCAGCCUGUCUCCCACACCACCUAGCACCCCUUCCCCUUAUGGACUGGCCUGCCCUCCAGGGCUAGUGCCCCCAUCCUCACCUGGGCAGACCCCAUUUGGGGCGCCCCACUCCCUCUCCUCCCCUCCCUCCCUGACCGGAACGCUCACCAAGUCUCGGCCCACCCCUAAGCCCAGGCAGAGACCUAGCCUGCCCCCUCCUCAGCCACCCACAAUCCCUCCUGGGCUCACUGGCCUGGCCAUGGCCCCAGUUCCCCAGCCCCUGGAGCAGGGCCUCCUGGAUGGACUGUCUCCUGGGGAGAGCAUGUCUACAGAUAUCUUCAGUUAUGAAAUCCCCUCCAUCAAUGUCAAUCUGGACAGCCUCAUCGAUGAGUUCAGCGGUGCCCCCUGCAGGAGGUCCCGGGCAGUGACAGACUCUCCAGAGGGAGACGCUGUGCCUGAGGAGGAGCCCCAGAGCACCACUCUAUGACCUAUGACCCCAAGGCAUCGCAGCUUACCAGCACCCCUGUGGCUGUACAUACUCUUAGCUGACGCCGCCGAGGCCUGAUGGAAACACCACUCGGCCUCACCAAUGCCCACCUGAAACCAGAACUCAGACCCUCCCUCACACCGGCUACAGGCUGCAAAGAACCUCAUCUCUCACAACUGCUCGCUAGAACAUAAAUGUGACAACAACAAAAAAACACCAAAAUGCCAUAGUGGAGGAACAGUUGCCUUUUAGGAGGAAAGACUGGAAUAUAAAUGAGUAUUACACUGAAGAUGUUUUCAGUUUCAAAUUAAUUUUUUUUCUGCCUUGCUUUGUUGGACUUGUUUGAUGCAGUGGUCUGCAUAUUCUGUGCACUUGUUCAAUUUCUUAAUUUGUUUUGCCUUAGAACAUGCAAUCAAAUUGCAAUAUGAUAUUCACAAGUUGUGCAACUCUUCGGUUAGGGAAACUCAGAGCCUGACGUGGUUAGGAGCAAUGCCCAUCCUCAGGGUGAAACAGAGAGACGGAGAGAGAGAGAGAGAGAGAGAGAGAGAGAGAGAGAGAGAGAGAGAGAGAGAGAGAGAAUAAUCUGCUUUUAAUGCUGACAGGGUAUUCAAGCUUUGUGCACAUUGAGGAACAUGCUGAGCCCGGCAGGUUUCGCAUGAAAGAUGAAACAUUAGAUUCUUAUUGUCGCAGGUUUUGUUCCCCCCUUCCCCCCACCCCUCCUCUAUCACUUUCAUUCACUUUAAAACCAGCACAGUAUGAGAAGAAUGUGAUUGUAAAUUCAAGUUUCAUCUUUUAUUCAGUUGAGAAAUAAAGAGAAAAAAAAAAGCACCAAUAUGUGUUUUGCAUGAAAAGCCGAUACGAUCAAACAGCUUCGGCGUCGAGAGCCUCGGAACGGCAGUGUGUUUUUAUUUUGCGCGAGUGUUUAUGCUGUUGUCGUCGUUGGAGGUGUUAAUUUAGAUCAAUCAUGUGCUGUAUCAGUUUGAUGGUUAUGGAUGGAUGGACUACACUGCCUUUAGGUUCACGUGAUUCUCUCUCUUAACCUUGUUUCAAGUGCUUCAGGUUCACUGACCUUUGACCCCGUGUGUAAAUACAAAGACUGUACAUAAAGCGAUGUACAAAAAUCUGAGAGGUAAAGUAUAUGUAAAAUGCAUAUCUUGAAUAUAUAUAUAAUGAUAAUAUAUGUGCUGAUAUUUAUCUGGUGUAGAAAAUGUAAUGAUCAAAAAAAAUGUGAUGUUAUUUUUGUCCCUGCACACGAUGAACAGGUCUAUUGUAGAUUCAUAGUCUUUCACGUUGACACCAGGUAACUACGAUGCUGCAGCAGAAUCGCAGAAAGUUAUUUCUGCUAGGAAUCAAAUCUUUCUAUUUCUGCCUCCUGCGCUUUGACUUCAGACAUGCUGGGGUGCUAAUCACACCAAUGCGCUAUCUUUUCCUCUUUUUUAAUCCGCUACGAUAGAUUCCUCUGUAAAUAAUCACUUUGAGCCCGCUUGGACCUUUUAAUUCAUCCGUAAUGAGGCAACACAUUGCUAAGCCUGUAUUGUAGGACUGACUUGAACUGAUUAGAAAUCAAAUUUGGCUCAUCGGCUGUUUCUCCAACUAAAUUUCGAAAAAUGUUUCGCCGCAGACCAUAAAUUAGAGACGUCAGAAAACAGAUGCUGCAGUGUCACUUUUUUUAUUUCACACAGAAUGUCCUAGGACAAGAAUUUUGUCGAUUUAAGUGCAAUUACAGUGUUUACUGAUCCACCUCAGUCCAAAAAAAGUGGUCAAAGUCACCCUAACCCCCAAACCUUCAGAAAAAAAAGCCAUUCAUUUUAUUACGAAGAGGUUGUUUUUCUUUCCGUGUGAGUUUUCUGCUUUACGAAAUGAUCUCUAGAUUAACCUCUCUCCUGCAGUGAUCCAUGGUAUGCCUCAGUGUGUAUAUGUUUAUGAAGAUAUUGGUGGCGUUGAUGAUUCUGUUGAUAGCUGUGGUGAUUAUAUGACAAAUAAUUGCAAGUGCCCUCACACUGGUUGUUAUUUUGGAAAAAUAGGCAUAAUAGAGGUUUUAUUGUCUGUGCUGGAUCCAUAGAUUUAUACGAGGAGGCUGGGGUACAUCUGAAUGUGACCCACUCAGAUUUCAAACGGUCGGGUACCUGCUUUUGUAACCACUAACAGGACAAACGGGAGCUAGUUUUUUGGGGAUGAAAGUUAACUAGGGCCUGUUGGCAUGUGUUGUUAUCAGUGCUGGGCUGUAUUACUGUAAUGCUUUUGUGCAUCAUAACUGGAACUUACAGCCACCUAAAAGCAUGCAUUCAUAUUCAUUAUAGGUGUGAUUAUUACGCUGCUGAAGAGAGAAAAAUAAAAACGUCUGUAUAUCCUCCCCCAAAAACACAAGUCAUAAUCACCUCUUAUCUUGUUUCAGCCAGUAAACUGAUUUUACUGUCAUGUCUGAGAGUGUUAUUCAUAGGAGCCACAUUGUGCACCAAAGUAGUGCACUGUUCCGUAGUUUUAUUGAGCAUUUGAAAUGCUGUAUAGGCCUAUAUUUCCUAUCUCACCUCACCACCAAGUGUGUUGGUCUAAAAUGAAGCUCAAUUUGUUUACAUUUUGUGGGGGGGGAGGGGAUUUUAAAGAAGUUACAAAAAAAAAAAAGCGAAGAAAAGGAAAAAUCCGACAAAAAGUGUCUUGCAUGCGCUUAGAUAGUCUUUUGAUAAUCCAUGUUUUGUGUCAAUCACUGUCUUUUUAGGGAUUGUACGAGGGGUAAUGAACAAAAAUGUGGUUGAUGGACUCCGGAGAAUGUGGAUCACGAUGAAUGGUCCUGAGUGUGGGGGGUUUUUGAGCAAUACGGUAGAGGAGUGGACGUUGCCUGUGGAUGUACUGCCUCCUUCUGCUUUUCACGACUAGUGUACAAACAGAACCUGCCGCUUGUCAAGCCCACCACGCCAACCCCCCUAUGCCCCCCCCCCUCCCCUCCCCUCCUCCUCUGCUUAGCAUAUCAAGUGGAACACAGUGUGUACUGUGAA